Messenger RNA from Acanthosepion pharaonis, 1497 nucleotides. The record is from the annotation of a GenBank genome assembly. Lineage: Eukaryota; Metazoa; Mollusca; Cephalopoda; Sepiida; Sepiidae.
AUGCUUGACAUAUUCAAAGGCAUCACUCUUCAUGCUAAUUUGUAUAAAGAUGUAUUCAACAAUGUUCUCAAGUAUUCCUCGCAGGAAUCUAUCUCACCAUUCAUCCUCAAAAUGAAAUUUCCAUUUUCUCUUCCCAUUCAGUUACACAACAAUUUUUUUUCUUGCUAUUUUCUCUCACCUUCUGAAUAUAAGAAGCACUUGAUUACUCUCUGUUCUCUCAUUAACGAUUAUUUCCUUUCAUAUUUUUUUUUUGCUUCCAUUACAGGAUCUGUCAAUUCUCACACACCAAAUGGCAAUGCAAGUAGCCAACAAACAAGUGGUCAAACAUUGACUAAUCAAGUUUCCUCAUUACCUCAGCUGCUGACCAAUGCUCAAGGCCAGAUAUUGGCAGUGGGACCACAGCAAGUUCUGACCCCUGUUUCGGUACCUCACGUGAAUUCAACAACAUCCAACACAUCAAAUCAGCACCAAAACAAUUCUUCGGCUGCCAGCAAUCAUUCAACUGGUGGUCAUCUUGGUCAACAGGGUCAUUCCCAUGGCGGGAGCAGUGGCAAUGUCAGCAGCGGAACAGGUGCGGCUAGCAACAACAGUGGAAGCAACAGCGGUAACAGCAGUGGAGGUGCAGCAGUAGGUGGCAGCAGCAGCAGUAGUAACCCCAACAGUGGAGCCUCCAUAGGGUCCUCGGGGAGCAGCAGUGGAGGAGGAGGAGGAGGCGGAGGAGGAGGCGGUGGCAGCAAUGGCACUAGUAGCAGUGGCGGCACUCACCAACAAAUCAACCAGAACAGCAUUCAUUCCAGCGUUGUUACUGGCGGUUCGGGAAGCGUGGUUGGUGCCUCGCAGCAACAGCCCCAUAGUGUUGCCACGACGACAGUUUCUCAACAACCGACAGCCACACGCAUCACAGUGGCGGCACAGUCCAUCACCUCUCACACAACUACCUCAGAAGGAUUGCCACCAAAUGUCAGUCAACUACUGCCCAAUACUGUGAGCAAUUCUACAGAAAGCACGACUGUUGAUGGCAUAAAUUUAGAUGAAAUCAAAGAAUUUGCAAAACAGUUCAAAAUUCGACGGUUAUCUCUUGGUCUGACACAGACUCAAGUUGGCCAAGCAUUAAGUGCUACUGAAGGACCGGCCUAUAGCCAAUCAGCCAUAUGCAGGUUUGAAAAGCUGGACAUCACCCCCAAAAGUGCACAGAAAAUUAAACCAGUAUUAGAACGGUGGAUGGCUGAGGCCGAAGAACGUUAUAAAAAUGGGGUACAGAACCUCACUGAUUUCAUUGGUAGUGAGCCAUCUAAGAAAAGAAAACGACGGACAUCUUUUACACCACAAGCAUUAGAAAUCUUAAAUCAACACUUUGAAAAAAAUACACAUCCCUCAGGUGCUGAGCUGACAGAACUUUCUGAAAAUCUAAGCUAUGACAGAGAAGUGGUCAGAGUUUGGUUCUGCAACAAGAGACAGGCACUUAAAAACACUAUCAAGCUAAUUAGGAUAUUUUGA